This is a messenger RNA of Adineta steineri, 427 nucleotides long. The record is from the annotation of a GenBank genome assembly. Lineage: Eukaryota; Metazoa; Rotifera; Eurotatoria; Adinetida; Adinetidae.
UGUACGUAAUUCUAUGCAAGUUGAAUUAGAUAAAUUAAAACAUUGGCUACAAAUCUAUGAAAAUCGAAAAGCAAUAUUACGCCCACAAUAUCAUGAAACAUUAAAAGAAUUAGAAUUAAAAUUACAUGAACAAGAAAUGUUUUAUCGAAAACAAAUUAAAGAUCUUGAUUCCGAAAUGAAAAGAAAACAUCAUGGAAGACCAUCGGAUGAUUCAGGAUUCUUCAGUGAUACAACUAUAGGUGAAAGUCGUAUAUCUCCAACAGUUGAUGCCAAUGAUACAUCGAUGUUACGUGAACAAAUUCAAAAUAUAUUCUCUCAACAUACUCAGGAAUUGGAUAAAUGUAAUUCAAAAUAUAAAACGAAUUUAUCGAAUCUUAAAAAUCGUCUCCAUGAAUUAGAAAAUUCUACAACAACAACGACCUAUUAG